AAAACUGAGCUGAGUUUUCUGCGUGUCGGCCGAAAGCAGUUAUUGUGUGUAGUUCUAUUUUGAUAGUGGUUGAUAAACACUCAAAGCCGAUAAUAAUGGCCGCUAACACCAAGUCAGAUUAUCAACGUUCCUACGUUUCAGAAUUGGAGAACCAGUAUAGCGACGAUCAUGCUGGCCAAUAUAGUCCAACCUCGUCGCAUCAGGGCGUGGCUACGACACAAGCUUCCCCCCACUCUGAUAGCGCUACUCCUACCCCGAUCGCCGAGUGCCUAACAUAUGGAGGUACGACGGAACAUCACGAUCAGGAUGUUGUAGGGUAUUCCACCGUCAUGCGUGUAGCGGCGGAGGAUGGAGGGGGCGGGCAUUACCUGCUAUAUAAUACAGCGGCCAACAGAUUGGAUGAGGUUGGCAUAGAUGAUUCUCCCACCACAGAAUACCUGCAGUUGGACAACACGCACAGUGGCGUAACGAACGGAUCGCCCAACGGCAGUAUCGCGUCUGGUUCAGGUUCACCGAGGCGAAACGAAUUCAAAUUCACCAGCCUCAAUCCCCUGCAUGGUGCUGAUGACCACAGUGCGCAACUGACGCAACUUACCAACCACAUCAGCUAUGCAGGAGGCAUUGAUGCUCAAACACUAAAUAUCACCGGUUCGAUGUAUCCAAGGAACUCUUCCUACUCAACUGCCCCCAUGUCAUAUUAUCAGCCCAAUUCGCCCGAUUUAACAUCGCAAAGCCAACUUUGGACAAAUACAGGAAUUAAUACAGCGACAACCCUGUCUCUGAAUGAUUCCGCUCAAUCUACCGGUGGAAGCACGUUGCCAGGUUUCAAUAAAUUCUCCAACUCUUAUCACACCCCCAAUCACAGAAACUCUUAUGCCCUGUCUACAUCCAGCGGUUACUAUGAUCAAUAUACUGAAGCCAACCCUGGUCUUCCCUCCUAUUUGAUGAGUCCUGCCAGCGCUGGAAGAAGCAGGCUUCCUUCUGCAUCAGCAUCAUUAUCAGCCAUCGACGCCCGUACUGCAGAGUAUUUCACUGAGGGCAGGGAGUGUGUAAAUUGCGGCGCAAUUGACACCCCCCUCUGGAGAAGAGAUGGUACAGGGCACUACUUAUGUAAUGCUUGUGGUCUCUACCACAAGAUGAAUGGAAUGAACCGGCCCCUUGUGAAGCAGCCUCGUAGACUGUCCGCUUCCAGAAGGGUUGGAUUAACCUGUACAAACUGUAGGACCAGCACUACGUCCUUAUGGCGAAGAAACACAUGCGGCGAACCUGUGUGCAAUGCAUGUGGAUUAUAUUACAAAUUGCACGGCAUCGACAGACCUCUGGCGAUGAAAAAAGAUAGCAUCCAGACGAGAAAAAGGAAGCCCAAAGGGAGUAAGGGUCAACAACAACAACAAGCAACUCCAUCACCAAGAAGUGGGAUACAACAAGCUCCUACCAUGACUGCUAAUCAGAUGCAGUCUGUAAAUAGGCAAUCAGUACCUCCAAUCAAAUUAGAGCAGAACCUGUCUGCGAUUAAAAUGGAACAUACUGGUGGAUUAGAUUACUCCGAUCUCAGAUCAGUGUCCGGCCUCAGUCACCUACCCCACGUUCAGGCCACUUCAUAUGUCUAUCAAGCCCCUCAUUCGCCUUACACGACGCAAAAUUCCCCCCAGCUCAACAACAAUGACUAUUACACCACCCUCCUCCAACAAUCUACACCGAGUCCCCAUUCGGAAAAUCAAUCUCCGAGCCCAAACUCUCACAUAGUCCUGAACAACAAUAAUAACAGAAAAGUCGUCAUCAACGAUGAAACCGAUCGACCUACAGUUGUCUCUAUGUCAUCUGGGGUUUAAAUGACUGUAAUUUAUAUAGGCUGGUAUUCCUCAACGUAUUUGUACGUACUUUGAACAGAAGGAUCUUCGAGUCGUGUUUGAAAAUGUUGGAUUUAACGUUUUUGCUAGUCAUAACUGAAGGAGCUACUUAUCUUGAAAAUUCGAACGCUACCUCCGUUGCAACUAAAUCGCGUAUUUCUCGAACGGAACCUUGAUGGAUUCCAAAUAUUUUAAUUUCAUUUAUAUUCGGCCAAGAAGCAACGGAUCUGUGAUCUCCGUUAUAGGCCAGACGCCAGACCUAUAUCUGUAGUGUAAAACAGUCAAGUUCCACAAUUUUUAAUCAUACUUACUCGAAUUGAAACUGUAAUUAAUAUAUUAUAUCCAUGACUUAAAUUAUUCAAAUAUUUUUCUGAAUGAACAAUUGCUAUAUUAUAGAGAGUAUCCAAUUCUUUUACAGUAAUUUUUCAGUUCAUUUCAUCAUUUUGAUCUAUAAAAUGAAACUAUUAAAUUUGUACUUGGAUAAGUUGGGUGAACUUAAUUGAAAAAAAAACUUAAUUUCGAACGUUAAACCAAAUGCUUUCAUCAUUGUGAUCUACAAAAUUUGAAUCCUCAGACAUCACUUAGAAUUUCACACUUUACCUAAUAUUAAGUAAAAAGUACUCGUAGAAUUCGAAACUAUUGUGAUAAAUCUAUUUUUGGGUUUCAUCCAAAUUAAUCCAUAUAUCCAACAAUCUCUGUGUCAGUCUAAUUUUUUAUUGUAAGUAUUGUAAUUUAACUAGAUUCAUGACUUUUAUCAAUUUUGUAAAUAAUCGUCAAAAUAUAUUUUUAUUUUUAUUAUUGUAUAUAUGGUAGGAUGAGAUCACAUUAUUUUCUGUUUAUCUAUAAAUGACAUAAAUGCUUUACUCAUGACAUUUUCAUUAACCAAAGACGUGAGUUGUUGUUAUCUCUUAUAAAAAAACGUAUUUUGUUAAUUUGUACAUACAAUAAUUUAAACAAAACACGUUUUUCGACUGAUUUACUACCUACUUGCACUUUUAGGUUAGAACAAGAGACGGCAGAGUAUCUUCUGUGAGUCUCCAACGAGUGUAAAAUCUAAUCAACGUUAAGUUUAAGGUUCAUAAAGAUUAUACCGGAGGCUAAAACUCACAGUAUAUCAUUAUUACUUAUUCUGAAAUUCCAUUUUCCUGAAUAUCGUAAUAUUGUAAAUAUUUAAUUGUAGUUGAAGAAAUAUGUUUGUAGAGAUUUGUAUCUUUAUUUACUGAUGUUGUAAACCAAUAAAAUUAGAAAAAAAUAA
This is a messenger RNA of Coccinella septempunctata (seven-spotted ladybird), 3105 nucleotides long. RefSeq names its product transcription factor GATA-4-like. The coding region runs from base 96 to 1832 and encodes 578 amino acids. Gene Ontology annotation, molecular function: DNA-binding transcription factor activity, RNA polymerase II-specific; RNA polymerase II cis-regulatory region sequence-specific DNA binding; zinc ion binding. NCBI's taxonomy places the organism in Eukaryota, Metazoa, Arthropoda, Insecta, Coleoptera, Coccinellidae. The record is from RefSeq and is a predicted model, not a curated record. The transcript is spliced from 9 exons. Gene Ontology annotation, biological process: cell fate commitment; negative regulation of transcription by RNA polymerase II; positive regulation of transcription by RNA polymerase II.